AUGUGGUUCGUCUUCGAGGCUGGUGUUGCCGGCACGAAACUUUUGGAACCAACGUUGUACUGUGCAUUCGUUGAUACUUCUCUCGCCUCAUACUUCGUUGAUAUUUCGAGCGGUUUUAGCAGCAGUCCGGCCCAGUUUGAACUCGUAGAAAUAAAAGAACCGGGAAGAGCUGUGUUCAGCGGGGCAGACAAAGGGAGUAGAACUUCACUCGGUUCUAAAUACAGUAGCCAUUCAUUGAUUUUGUUUUGUACCAUUGGAUACGAACACCAGUCGAUUGCAGAAGACGAGAUCUAUCGAUCUGGGUUAUUUUGA
Molecule: messenger RNA, 312 nt
Organism: Necator americanus (New World hookworm)
Lineage: Eukaryota; Metazoa; Nematoda; Chromadorea; Rhabditida; Ancylostomatidae
Exons: 4
Coding region: 1-312 (103 amino acids)
Source: RefSeq, a predicted model, not a curated record